Phytophthora nicotianae INRA-310 is the source of this 1344-nucleotide messenger RNA. RefSeq lists its product as hypothetical. Gene Ontology annotation, biological process: regulation of DNA-templated transcription. The coding region runs from base 89 to 1120 and encodes 343 amino acids. The record is from RefSeq and is a predicted model, not a curated record. Gene Ontology annotation, molecular function: DNA-binding transcription factor activity. The transcript has a single exon. Lineage: Eukaryota; Oomycota; Peronosporomycetes; Peronosporales; Peronosporaceae.
UCAAGCUACAACUGAUCACUUGGAACUUUGUCCUCCUUCCUCACUUUUAGUUUUCACCAGCGGAUUCCAAGCGUUUCAAAAGCAAGAAAUGGACGUACUCGAGACCAGGAGUCUCGGAUUUGGAGCUAGCAUGAAGUCAUUCACACGCUUAGAAAGUGGCGGAAGCAGCCCUCAGCAGCAUCAGCCUCUCUUCCAAGCUUUCGGCGAAAAGAAGGAAGGUUCACCUCGACGUCUUGCUGCAUCUUUUACCCGGAAACGCGAUGUGACCGAGCUGUACGAUGCUCGGCCAGAGCCAUUGCUGCCUUCGUCGCCGAGUGCUUACGGGGCUACUGUAAUAAUCAAGCCAAGGCGCAAGAGACUUCAAACUCAACGACGUCGCGAGCAAUGUCGUAACAACCAAGCGCGAUACCGGACUAGACAGCGCGAGUUUAUCCACGAGCUCCAAGAACGUGUCGAGCAGCUGCGAGAAGAAGUGCAGAACUUGUCUGUGAAGCGUCACACGCUGUGCUACGGCGUCCAAACCAAGAACAACAUUUGGCAUGUCGUGGUUGAAUACUUUCGCCUCUUUCGCUACGGAUAUCUCGCGCCAAUGAGUGAGCCCAAUCCAUCCAAUCUCCGAGACCAAGAAUGGUUUCUUCGGUCUGCGAUGUCACCAGACAUUGUGAUCGGAGAACAGAGUGGCGUUGACGCUCUUAUUGAACAGUGGCGGCGCUAUUCAACUUACUUUGGAAAUCUCAAUUUCCAACUGAAAGGGAUGGAAGAACAGCCUUUUGGAGCCUUAGUGGCAACUGCAUCUUUCAGUUUUACCAUCACAGAAACCUCGUUGCGGCAUGUAUUCCCGCAUCUGUUAGCAACUUCUGGUGCUGAACAUACCGGCUUUGGCACAGAACACACUAUGCUGUGGACUCGCCUGCUCGGUCGCCGACUCGACUGUCGGUGUUCAUUGCGAUUUCAAUGGGAUGAUUCGGCCGGGCGCGUGACGCAGCUGGACUGGAAAAUGGACUUGCUAACGACGUUGCUUCGAGUACUUGGCAAUCUCGAGGAUGUGAAUCGUGUGCUGAAGAAAGCUCUCAUCACGUCUGACAAUUUGGUCAAUGAUCUCCCGACGAAUAUCGAAUAAGCUUACGGUCGAGUACGUUAAGUGAAGGAAGUGCGACGCAACACGGAUUCAGUGGUGAUUUCUAGUUCCGUAACCCUUGUAUAUGUUGGAAGUACAGAAGUAUCUCGUACCAUGGUAACCUAGGAUAAAUAGCCAUCAUCCAUCGUCAUCACGGAUUCAGCUUUCUUGUCGUCAAUACUGUACUUAACAUAGUAUGGCAGCAAACGAUACUCUUGAGUUCACGG